Molecule: messenger RNA, 882 nt
Organism: Raphanus sativus (radish)
Lineage: Eukaryota; Viridiplantae; Streptophyta; Magnoliopsida; Brassicales; Brassicaceae
Exons: 2
Coding region: 74-598 (174 amino acids)
Biological process (GO): translation
Cellular component (GO): ribosome
Molecular function (GO): structural constituent of ribosome
Source: RefSeq, a predicted model, not a curated record
UGCUCUCUUGCUCACUUCAUCAGUCUGACAUGAAUUCUCCAGCCUGCUAGAGAGAGAGAGAAGAAACUAAACUAUGAGGAACCUACGAGUCAUCUCCUCUCAUCUCUCACGAGGUUUGAGAUCCAUCCAGUCAAACCCGAUCCAAUCUCGUCGUGGAUACUCAUCUCAAUCGGAAAACGUCUCCAAAAUCGUAACGGAGCUCUCCAACCUCACGCUCCUGGAAACGAUGGACCUCACCGAGCUCCUCAGGAAGAAGCUAGGAGUCACCGACAUGCCCGUGAUGGCGGCGAUGAUGCCCGGGAUGUCGAUUCCGGGAUCUGGAGGAGGAGGCGGUCCCGGAGCCGCGGCGGCCGGGAAGGGGGAGGAGAAGAAGGCGGAGGCGAAGACGGCGUUCGAUGUGAUGCUACAAGGGUUCGAGUCGGCGUCGAAGAUAAAGGUGAUCAAGGAGGUGAGGGCGGUUACGGAUUUGGGGUUGAAGGAAGCUAAGGACUUGGUGGAGAAGGCGCCGACUUUGUUGAAGAAAGGAGUUAGUAAGGAGGAAGCUGAGAAGAUCAUUGAGAAGUUGAAGGCUGUUGGUGCUAAAGUUGAUAUGGAGUGACCUUUUUUUAGGUGUUAUUAUAAAUGGAGCAAGGAACAGAUGAAGCUAAUGCUGAGUAGUCCUUCAAGUGUUUAUUACGAAUGUAACGUGUCAUGGAGUGUCUAUCAUCAGCCUUUCACUUUAGAUAACACAUUUUAGCUUCAAUUGAUUAAUACAUGGGAGCAAAAGUGUCUCUUCUUUUGGAUCAGUCAUUGUCUCAGUUCUUGGUGAUGAUCUCUUAUCAACAGAAGAUUCAGUCCAUUUCUUUUUUUACUUGAUAAUAAAUCUAUGUUAUUUGAUGACUC